This is a messenger RNA of Mytilus californianus (California mussel), 6836 nucleotides long. Its product is annotated as splicing factor 3B subunit 1-like. Gene Ontology annotation, biological process: spliceosomal complex assembly. The transcript has 17 exons. Bases 1937 to 5548 code for a protein of 1203 amino acids. Gene Ontology annotation, cellular component: U2 snRNP; U12-type spliceosomal complex; U2-type prespliceosome. Gene Ontology annotation, molecular function: mRNA binding. NCBI's taxonomy places the organism in Eukaryota, Metazoa, Mollusca, Bivalvia, Mytilida, Mytilidae. The record is from RefSeq and is a predicted model, not a curated record.
GUUAGGGUUAUCAAGCAUUUACAUAAGAUAACACAUGAACUUCAUCAUGUUCAUUAUGGAAAGUUUUGGUUGUAUGAAUUAAAAAGAUGGCUACAUAUAUAAUAUAUCAAAAAUACCAAUUUUUUAGAAUUAAAAAGUUUCAAAAUGAACUAGUUCAUAGGUGAUUUGUUGUAAAUGCUAUCUGGAAAAAUUACUGGACAUAUUUGCUAUGAUAAUUUGAAUAGAAUGAACCAACAAUCCUAAAAAAAAUUAUUAUUCAUAGAAAGGAUAUUUUUUGAAUUUAUACAUUUCAUACUUCAAUUUUUAUUUUUUUAUGGAAUUUUAAUUCAGAAAAUAAAGUUUUAUUUUGAAAAUUCAAAAAGAAGAAAUAUAAAACAAUGCACCUUUUUAGUAGAAGCACUUACAAUUGGAAUGUUGGUUUCUUUCCUUUUUUUUUAUAAAAUCAAUAUCAGUUGUUUAUACUUAUGUGCAUGCUUAGAAUUGUCAACACUUUGUGAAAGGUAUUAUCUUGUUAACUGAGGCAAGGAUAUUCUUGCACAUUAUCCUAAUUAUUUGUUUAAUGUGGUAUUAAGAUGUACAUGUAAGGAUCACUUUAAAAAAGGUUUUAAAGGUUUUUGUUAAUUUUCUGUAAAACAUAGUAACAAGAUAUCAGAAAUUUGUUUUACUUAAAGAAAUGAUCAAUUUCUGGUGUUGGACGUAUAUUUCCGUUUAGUAUAUGUCCAAUUGAUUUAUCAGCAUAUUUCAGUUUCAUUGGAAGUAUAUCGAUAAUUUGCAGUAAAAGAGUUUGAUAAUCCUACAACAGGCAGAAACAUUGCCUUUCAACUGAAUCAUCACAUAAUAUGUGCUAUGAUGAUAAAAAAAGUAGUGAGAAUUAAGAAAAUUACAUUUCUAUGUUACUUAAUUAACUGUAAAGUCUUUAAAAAAAAAUGUAUCUGCUCUGGGUAUAUCUUAUGUCCCUUAGAUAUAUCUUAAUAGCAAAAUGGAUUUUAUAAAAUAGAUUAUGAGAGUUUAAAAAUAAACCUUCCAAAAAGAUCCCUUUGACUGUCAUUUGUCUAGUGUCAUGAGGGUAGUGAUUAUAUAAAAGAAAGGAAAGGGGCUGUAUUCAAGUUUUCUUUACCUGGUUCAUCUGUUUCCAAAAUAAUAGUGAAUUGAUCUUUAAAAGAUUUAUUUUGAAUUAUUCUCUAUCACACUGACAGUACCUAAGGAGUAGAGGAAGCAAUCUUUCAGGAUUUUUUCCUAGUUCAUUUUAUUGUUUACGAAAGAAUUGAUUAUUGUUUCUACUUCUAUCCCCCUGAAGAAAAACCCUCCCUUACUGUAAUAUGACAUUGACAUGAUUAUGUUAUACAAUUGUUUGUUGAUACAUGACAUAUUUCUGUAACACACAAUAGUUAUCUGUAAGUUACAAGAGUCGAAAAGAUUCUAAUCUAAGUUAUCUUUCCUUUCUAGCGCCAGAGAAUCAGUGUGGAGCUGCCUGUUCACAGACAUCCAUGUUAAAAUGAGGUUGUUACACCUCAAGUUAUACAAUUCAACAUAAUCUUAAUGAUUUAACAUUCAAAAUUCUAUUUUUUUUUUUUAUAAAAGAUCUUUGAUAAAAUUUAAUAAGAAAUGAGAUAACGAAACCUUCCUAAUUUGAAUAAUCUGGAUAGUUUUCUACUUAAUUUUUUUACACUCAAUUCUGAAAAAAAAAAUCAUGUAAGUUAUACAUGUUAUAUGGUUUUGAACUAAAAGAAUUUGUUUUGUAGAAUUAGGGACUGAUAAGGAAAACAAACUGCACAUGUCCUAUUUUUUUAUUUUAAGAGAAAGCCCAAAAUUGUGUGUACAUAUUGUGUGUUAGAAAGUCAUACUAUAUUAAUAUGAGACUAAUUUUAGGCUUAUUGGAAGCAGGUUUCCAUGGUGAUUGAACUAAGAAGAUGUAAAGCGUGGGAAAACUCCAGAUAUGAACGCUAGAACAUUCUCUAAAGUCAUGGUCAGUCAACAGUUGGAUAGAGAAAAGAAACUUCUGGAGAAACAAAUGCAAGAAAAGGCCAAAGAUGGAGGACUGAAAGCUGUUAAUGGAUCUGCAGGUGAUGCUUCAUCACAGAAAGUCCAACAAGCAGCAGCACAGGCAGAGAAAAAGAAGAGAAGAUGGGAUCAGUCUGCUGAUGAUACUCCAGCCAAGAAAAGCAAGAGUGGCUGGGAAGAGGCUGCCACACCAUCUAACACAAGAUGGGAUGAAACUCCUGGAAGGCCCAAAGGUUCAGAUACCCCAGGUGCAACACCUGGACAGAGUACCAGAGUUUGGGACACUACACCUGGUCAUGCUACGCCAGGUGCCACCACCCCAGGUCGUGGAGACAGUACCCCUGGACAUAACACCACACCUAGUGCUAGAAGAAACAGAUGGGAUGAAACACCAAGAACUGAAAGAGAAACCCCUGGACAUGGUAGUGGAUGGGCAGAAACACCUAAAACAGAUAGAGGUGGAGAUUUAAUACAGGACACACCCACUCCAGGGGCAAGCAAAAGACGAUCUCGUUGGGAUGAAACACCUGGUGCCACACCAAGUGGUGGUGGUGGAGGUGGUGCCACUCCAAGUGGUGGACACACCCCAGGUGGACUUACUCCUAGUAUGACACCAGGGGGAACAACACCAGGUGGAUCAACUCCUAGCGGAUUUACUCCAGGAGGACAGACACCAGCAGGUUUCACUCCCAGUGGCGCCACUCCUAUAGGGGCUAAAGCUAUGGCCAUGGCCACACCUUCUCCUGGACAGUUGAUGUCCAUGACACCUGAACAGCUACAAGCCUUCACUUGGCAGAGAGAAAUAGAUGAAAGGAACAGACCACUUGGAGAUGAUGAAUUAGAUUCCAUUUUGCCACCAGGAUACAAGGUUUUGCAACCACCAGCAGGAUAUGUACCAAUCAGAACUCCAGCCAGAAGGUUAUUAGCCACACCCACACCUAUAGCAGGUACCCCAACAGGUUUUCGUAUCCAGACUCCAGACAACAAGGUCCAAAUUGUAGACAUGCAGCCUAAGGGUAACCUGCCUAUGAUGAAACCUGAUGAUAUGCAGUACUUUGAUAAACUUCUGGUUGAUAUUGAUGAAGAAACACUGAGUCCAGAGGAACAGAAAGAAAGGAAGAUCAUGAAACUGUUACUGAAAAUAAAAAAUGGAACACCUCCCAUGAGAAAGGCUGCUUUAAGACAGAUUACAGACAAAGCCAGAGAAUUUGGAGCUGGUCCCCUGUUCAAUCAAAUAUUACCUUUACUUAUGUCUCCUACAUUGGAGGACCAGGAGAGACAUUUGUUGGUAAAGGUCAUUGAUCGUAUCCUGUACAAACUUGAUGAUUUGGUGAGACCAUAUGUUCACAAGAUUCUUGUUGUUAUUGAACCCUUGUUGAUUGAUGAAGACUAUUAUGCCAGAGUUGAGGGCAGAGAAAUCAUAUCUAAUUUAGCAAAGGCUGCUGGUUUGGCUACUAUGAUUUCUACAAUGAGACCUGAUAUUGACAAUAUGGAUGAGUAUGUCCGUAAUACCACAGCUAGAGCCUUUGCUGUUGUCGCUUCAGCUUUAGGAAUACCAUCACUCCUGCCAUUCUUGAAGGCUGUAUGUAAGAGUAAGAAGAGUUGGCAAGCUAGACAUACCGGAAUUAAAAUUGUACAACAGAUUGCCAUCUUGAUGGGUUGUGCUAUAUUGCCACACUUAAAAAAUUUAGUAGAAAUUAUUGAACAUGGUCUAGUGGAUGAACAGCAGAAAGUGAGAACCAUUACAGCUUUGGCUUUAGCUGCUCUUGCAGAGGCGGCCACUCCUUAUGGUAUUGAAUCCUUUGAUAGUGUACUGAAACCAUUGUGGAAGGGUAUCAGGCAACACAGAGGAAAGGGUUUGGCUGCUUUCCUGAAGGCUAUUGGAUAUUUAAUCCCCUUAAUGGAUGCUGAGUAUGCUAACUACUAUACCAGAGAAGUGAUGUUGAUCUUGAUUAGAGAGUUCCAGUCUCCUGAUGAAGAAAUGAAAAAGAUUGUAUUAAAGGUAGUGAAACAGUGUUGUGCAACUGAUGGUGUAGAACCACAGUAUAUUAAAGAAGAAAUCCUGCCACCAUUCUUCAAACAUUUUUGGAAUCAGAGAAUGGCUCUGGAUAGAAGGAAUUACAGACAGCUUGUAGAUACCACAGUAGAAAUAGCUAACAAGGUUGGAGCAGCAGAAAUUGUUGGUCGUGUUGUAGACGACCUAAAAGAUGAAGCUGAACAAUACAGAAAGAUGGUAAUGGAAACAAUUGAAAAAAUCAUGGCUAACCUGGGAGCUGCUGAUAUUGAUUCACGUCUAGAAGAACAGUUGAUUGAUGGUAUAUUGUAUGCCUUCCAGGAACAGACAACUGAGGAUGUAGUGAUGUUGAAUGGGUUUGGUACAGUGGUUAAUGCCCUUGGGAAGCGUGUAAAGCCAUAUCUCCCUCAGAUCUGUGGUACAAUCCUGUGGCGUCUUAACAACAAGUCUGCCAAAGUACGACAACAGGCUGCAGAUCUCAUCUCAAGAAUUGCAAUAGUCAUGAAAACUUGUCAGGAGGAAAGAUUGAUGGGACAUUUAGGUGUUGUAUUGUAUGAAUACUUGGGAGAGGAAUAUCCAGAGGUAUUAGGAAGUAUCCUGGGGGCUCUGAAAGGCAUUGUCAAUGUCAUUGGUAUGACAAAGAUGACACCACCCAUCAAAGAUCUCUUACCAAGACUUACACCUAUUCUGAAAAACAGACAUGAAAAGGUACAAGAGAAUUGUAUUGACUUAGUAGGUAGAAUAGCUGAUAGAGGAGCAGAAUAUGUAUCAGCCAGGGAAUGGAUGAGGAUUUGUUUUGAGUUACUGGAAUUACUGAAAGCACACAAGAAAGCUAUCAGGAGAGCAACAGUCAAUACAUUUGGUUACAUAGCUAAAGCUAUUGGUCCUCAUGACGUAUUGGCCACAUUACUCAACAAUCUCAAAGUACAGGAAAGACAGAAUCGUGUGUGUACCACAGUGGCUAUAGCUAUUGUAGCAGAGACAUGUUCUCCUUUUACUGUUAUACCAGCCCUAAUGAACGAAUAUCGUGUACCUGAACUCAAUGUACAAAAUGGUGUAUUAAAAUCAUUAUCAUUUAUGUUUGAAUAUAUUGGCGAGAUGGGAAAAGAUUAUAUUUAUGCUAUUGCACCCCUGUUGGAGGAUGCUUUAAUGGACAGAGAUCUGGUACACAGACAGACAACAAUGUCUACCAUACAACACAUGGCUUUAGGUGUAUAUGGGUUUGGUUGUGAGGAUGCUUUGGUACAUUUAUUGAACUAUGUAUGGCCAAAUAUAUUUGAAACAUCACCCCAUGUGGUCCAGGCCUUCAUGGGAGCCAUUGAAGGAUUUAGAGUAGGAAUGGGGGCUGCAAAAAUACUGCAAUAUGCUCUUCAGGGCUUAUUUCAUCCUGCCAGAAAAGUACGAGAUGUUUAUUGGAAAGUGUACAAUACAGUUUAUAUUGGUGCACAGGACAGUAUGAUUCCAUCCUAUCCACGAAUACCUAAUGAUGUGAAAAACAGUUAUGUCAGAUAUGAGCUGGAUUAUGUGUUAUAGUCAAACAAGAUUUUUAUCGUGGUCUGUCUUGUAAAAUUGUUUUAUCAUAUUGUAAUGCUCGUGCUUCUUUAAAAAUCAUCAUUUGAAAGGUUAAAUAUCACCAAAUAUUUAGUGCUGAGAAAUCAUCGUUUUUCUGUGUGACCUUGAUAAAUAUUUCAUCUUCUCAGUUCCUUGUAGUGCUGAGUAAACAUUCUGCAUAACUACAAUAUUUAUUUCAUCUGGUCUCAUUUUCAAAAACGUUAAAUUAGAAGUCAGUUUUACUGCAAGAUGAUGAGAGUUUUGUGUCAGUUUAUUCUCUUUCUUUACAAAAUGAUGAAUUUUUACAUAUUUCUUUCAUAAAAAAAACCAAUACAAACAUAAGUAACCUUUCCUUGCACACGCACUCCACAUUUUCAUUGAUAAUUUGACCAAAAACAAGGUCAGGUUUAAAUAUUCUUUCACCACAUUUGCCAGUGUACAUGUAUAGAUUUUUGUGAAAGAUUAUUGAUGUUUUCUGGUGAAACAUUUAUAAUUUGAUUAAUUAAACUGGAAAUUGUUUCAAAGGAAAUGUGAAACAUUCUGUUUUCAAAACAAUCAUUAGCUAAAAUAAAUGUAUAUCAGACAUUAUUUCAGUACAUAUAGUUUGAAGUUUAUUUUGAUUUGGAAAUAAUUUUAUCAUGAAAUUCAGUAAAGGACUGAAAUCAUCAAUGUUUGUGGCAACUAUUAAAAAAAGAAUAUGGAAGUAAGCCAUGUGUAUAUAUUUUGUAACAGUGUGAUUGCACUGUGUAUACAUUAAAUAACACUGUCAUUGUAUGGUGUUCACAUUUGGUACAAUGUCCAUGUACUGUGUACUUUGUAAUAAUAAUUAACAACACUGUCAUUGUACUGCAUAUGUAUUUGGUAACAGUGUCAUUGUACUACAUUGUAUAUAUUUAGUAACAGUGUUAUUGUACAUUGUAUUUAUUUAGUAACAGUGUCAUUGCAUUAUACCUUUAUCUUGUCUGAUAUAAAUUUCAUCCAAUUGUUGAUUUAAUGGCACUAAAAGGUAUGUCCUGUUACAAGGACCAUGUUGUUACCUUUGAUGCUUGUUCAAUUUCAUCAUAUGUAUCCUAUUACAAUAUCAUAUCAUGUAUCACCAUCAUGUCAGUGUCAUGAGGAAAGUAUCAACAGAUACAGAAACAAGCUGUUAUAGUUCAAAAUCAUAAGAUAAUUAAAAAUCAUUGUAAUCUGUUUAUUAUCUUUGUCUUUUGAAAUGUGAUGAAGAAUAUGUAUUCCAUGUUUUGUAACAUGAAAUAAAAAGUAAAACAUG